AUGUGCACCCAACCCAGGAAAGUCCCAGUAUGUGCCCUGAACAAUAGGACUCUUUUGGCUGGUCAUGUCAAGAGCUGGGCCAGCAGCAUCACACCUGUUGGAAAUGGUACCCCCCACAAUUCUGUAACAUUGGGCUCCCAAGUUCAAACCACUAACCAUAUGAUCAGCAAUGACAUUCCUGCAGUGGCCCAUGAUGAGGAUGAACAAUACUUCAGGGACCCCCUUACCAUCUCUGCCAAGUUUACAUGGUACCAGAAGCCUGUUGAGGCUAUGGUGCACACUACUAACACAAGUGCUGAUGCCAAGAGUGAUCUCAAGGCCAAAAAUCCUAUUUCCCAUGCAGUGCAGGCCAGCUUAAAGCACAGGCAUGCUGAUUGUGACAAUGAAAAGGAUUUAAAUGGGAGAGUGAGGGGAAGGGUGAAAUCUGAUGGGGAGGAAAUUACAUUCCUGACAGCAGAUGACAGGGGCCCUUUCUGUGACCUCCAUGAUGUAAAUGUUCACAUGAAGGUUGUAAAGGAGCCACAUGUUACUACAAUGACUAAUAUCAGAAUUGACAAGCCAGUGAAGAAAGUGAAGGUUAGUGACAGGAGCCAGCAUGGAACUAAAGCUAUGACUCAAGAAUCAAGGGAGUUGGCCUUAGCAAGUUCCACAUCAGAUUGGCCACUUUCAAUAGGGACCAACAGCACAACUUGCAGGUGCAUACAUUUUGUCAAUGCAAAAUUGCCUGAAGAGCUGCAAGAGGAUAGAAGAUGGUUGAAACAAAUGCUUCCCACUCUCCUCAUGUGGGCCAGGUUCUUCCCCGAUCUGUGGGAAAUCCCAGAUCUGGAGCUCAUGACUGCCCUUUGA
This is a messenger RNA of Pisolithus orientalis, 846 nucleotides long. RefSeq lists its product as uncharacterized. Bases 1 to 846 code for a protein of 281 amino acids. The transcript has 6 exons. Lineage: Eukaryota; Fungi; Basidiomycota; Agaricomycetes; Boletales; Pisolithaceae. The record is from RefSeq and is a predicted model, not a curated record.